GAACCAAUCGAACAGAACAAGUGACGCUUCUGCUCCCUUUCACAAACUGGACACCCAAGCCCCAAGUCCUCAUGGAGUCUGAGAGUUCAUUCGCCGACAAGUAGCAGGAGAACUGGGAUGUUUACCUGGAAGUCCCUCGUCCUUUGGGCUGUGCUGGUCACAGCCACACUGUCCAUUGCAAGACCGGCACAAACCCUGCCAGAGCAAGUUCUACCCAAAGCAAGCACUGAAGUGGAGUUUUACUCAGCUCACCCUGGCGACCUCCUCCAGUUGCGCUGUCGGCUACGUGAUGAUGUUCAGAGUAUCAACUGGGUACGAGAUGGGGUCCAGCUGUCAGAAAACAACCGGACGCGCAUCACGGGGGAGGAGGUAGAGGUCAGGGACGCCGUGCCUGAGGACUCAGGGCUGUAUGCCUGCAUUACCAACAGUCCCUCGGGAAGCGAAACCACCUACGUCUCCGUGAAUGUCUCAGAUGCCUGUCCGGAGAGUGAAGAUGACGACGACGACGACGAUUCCUCCUCAGAGGAAAAGGAAGCAGAUAGCUCCAGACUAAACCAAGCCAUAGCUCCCUACUGGACAUACCCUGAGAAGAUGGAGAAGAAGCUUCAUGCUGUUCCCGCUGCUAAGACAGUGAAAUUUAAGUGUCCGUCCAGUGGGACUCCUACCCCUACAUUGCGCUGGCUGAAGAAUGGCAGGGAAUUCAAACCUGAUCAUCGGAUUGGUGGAUACAAGGUUCGUCACGCUACCUGGAGUAUCAUCAUGGACUCGGUGGUGCCGUCAGAUAAAGGAAACUACACCUGCAUUGUGGAAAACAAAUAUGGGACCAUUAACCAUACCUACCAGCUUGAUGUAGUUGAGAGGUCACCACACCGCCCUAUCCUACAGGCAGGGCUCCCAGCUAACAAGACUGUCUCCCUGGGUAGCAAUGUGGAAUUUGUUUGCAAAGUCUACAGUGACCCUCAACCCCAUAUCCAGUGGCUGAAGCACAUUGAGAUCAAUGGAAGUCGAAUUGGGCCAAGUAGUUUGCCUUAUGUGCAAGUUUUGAAGACUGCUGGUGUUAACACAACAGACAAAGAAAUGGAAGUCCUUCACUUAAGGAAUGUCUCGUUUGAGGAUGCAGGGCAGUAUACAUGUUUGGCGGGUAAUUCUAUUGGGAUCUCCCACCACUCUGCAUGGUUGACGGUUCUGGAAGAUAUUGACGACAAGCCUGCUAUGAUGACCUCCCCUCUGUACCUGGAGAUCAUAAUUUACUGCACAGGGGGCUUCCUCAUCUCCUGCAUGAUUGUAACCGUCAUCCUAUACAAGAUGAAGAGCACCACCAAGAAGACGGACUUCAACAGCCAGCUGGCUGUGCAUAAGCUGGCAAAGAGCAUCCCCCUGCGCAGACAGGUGUCAGCUGACUCGAGCUCCUCCAUGAACUCUGGAGUGAUGCUUGUCCGUCCCUCGCGGCUUUCCUCCAGUGGGACCCCAAUGCUGGCAGGUGUUUCUGAGUAUGAGCUGCCAGAAGACCCUCGCUGGGAGCUUCCCAGAGACAGGCUCAUCCUGGGGAAGCCAUUGGGAGAAGGCUGCUUUGGACAGGUUGUGCUGGCUGAGGCAAUAGGUCUGGACAAGGACAAGCCAAACCGUGUGACUAAAGUAGCUGUGAAGAUGCUGAAGUCUGAUGCCACUGAAAAGGAUCUGUCUGACUUGAUCUCUGAAAUGGAGAUGAUGAAGAUGAUUGGCAAGCACAAGAAUAUCAUCAACCUCCUUGGGGCUUGCACGCAGGAUGGCCCACUCUAUGUAAUAGUGGAGUAUGCAUCCAAAGGGAACCUGAGGGAAUACCUGCAGGCUCGGCGGCCCCCAGGCAUGGAAUACUGCUACAACCCUACCCAUGUCCCAGAAGAGCAGCUGUCCUUCAAAGACCUGGUGUCCUGUGCGUAUCAAGUUGCCAGGGGCAUGGAAUAUCUCGCAUCCAAAAAGUGCAUCCACCGAGAUCUGGCUGCCAGGAACGUACUGGUGACUGAAGACAGUGUGAUGAAGAUUGCCGAUUUCGGCCUGGCUCGAGACAUUCAUCACAUAGAUUACUACAAAAAGACAACAAAUGGUCGCUUGCCGGUCAAGUGGAUGGCCCCCGAGGCUUUGUUUGACAGGAUAUACACCCAUCAAAGUGAUGUAUGGUCCUUUGGUGUUCUGCUGUGGGAGAUCUUCACCCUGGGUGGAUCACCAUACCCUGGCGUGCCAGUGGAAGAGCUCUUCAAGCUGCUGAAAGAGGGACAUCGGAUGGACAAGCCCAGCAAUUGCACCAAUGAACUGUACAUGAUGAUGCGAGAUUGUUGGCAUGCUGUUCCUUCCCAGAGACCCACCUUUAAGCAGCUGGUAGAAGAUUUAGAUAGGAUUGUGGCCAUGACCUCUAACCAGGAGUACCUGGAUCUCUCCAUGCCACUGGACCAGUAUUCGCCCAGUUUUCCAGACACCCGCAGCUCAACCUGCUCUUCAGGAGAGGACUCUGUGUUUUCCCAUGAUCCCCUCCCGGAUGAACCAUGUCUCCCCAAACACCCACCUCAGCUUGCCAAUGGCGGACUCAAGAGGCGCUGAUACCAUAGCUUCCAUGUGACACUUGCGACCCCUCUGGGCAUAUGAGUGCAAUGUGCGUAUGUUAAUGAGUCACAUGCGUAUGUGAGUGUGAGAGUGCAUGCACGCACACACUUCCCUUCCAGCAGGGCUGGUGGUGGAGGGCCACCUGGGAAGCUGUCAGUCAACUUUGGCUAUUGUAUUAAUGAAUUGUGAAGACUUCAUUCUGAAUCACUAAACCUUUCAGCAUCUGAUCAUCUUCUUCAAGCCACCUUUAUUGCAGUCCCUUGACAUCUGGGAGAGGCAUUUGCAGGAAAUGUGUGCUUGAGUAUUUCACCUUUUGGCCAGUGCCUAAACAAAACAAAGAGACCCAGAGACUGAUUUGUAGUUGGCACCGUGCUGUCACUUCUCUGAAAAGGACUCUGGGAAGAAUUUACAUUCCCGGGAGAAGAGGAGCUUUUCUUUCUUUUCUCUUUCUUACUUGGAAACCCAAGGAACCACCUUCUGACAACUCAAUAAGCUAACAGCAGAGCUGGGAUCCAAAGCCCUUUUGCACCACGACCCUCUGGAUCCGGCUGGAAACGGGCAAGUUUUAAUGCAGUCAAGUGCCAUCAGCAACAAGCAGAGUGCCUAUUGGUAGGGUACGUUGUUUCCGAACCAGUAUCACCAUCGACAGCUUCUUAAUUCCACUACUUUGAAUUUGUAUACAAUCAGGUACAAAAUCUUCACAGCACUGACAUAAAGUGGCAGCCAAACGAAGCCAGUGCUAUGACGACAAACAACAACACGGAUCUUAUGUACAUAGCUGCAAAAUGUAUAAAUAUGAAUAUAUAUUUACAUGUCUUUAAAAAAAAAAAGGUUGUUACCAGA
Molecule: messenger RNA, 3420 nt
Organism: Gekko japonicus
Lineage: Eukaryota; Metazoa; Chordata; Lepidosauria; Squamata; Gekkonidae
Gene: FGFR1
Product: fibroblast growth factor receptor 1
Exons: 18
Coding region: 118-2574 (818 amino acids)
Biological process (GO): multicellular organism development; positive regulation of kinase activity; positive regulation of cell population proliferation
Cellular component (GO): signaling receptor complex; membrane
Molecular function (GO): fibroblast growth factor binding; fibroblast growth factor receptor activity; ATP binding
Source: RefSeq, a predicted model, not a curated record